Molecule: messenger RNA, 1291 nt
Organism: Talaromyces stipitatus ATCC 10500
Lineage: Eukaryota; Fungi; Ascomycota; Eurotiomycetes; Eurotiales; Trichocomaceae
Product: RNA processing factor 1
Exons: 2
Coding region: 1-1233 (410 amino acids)
Biological process (GO): maturation of LSU-rRNA; maturation of 5.8S rRNA
Cellular component (GO): preribosome, large subunit precursor; nucleolus
Molecular function (GO): rRNA primary transcript binding
Source: RefSeq, a predicted model, not a curated record
AUGGCGAUAAAGAAUAAACAGGUUCGCAAAUUACAGCACAUUAAGCGCAAGAGAAAUGAAAGUGCUGCCAAACACAAAUUGCGCCAUGAGCGGAGGAAAGAGGAGACCAAAAACCCGAGUCUCAGAGAAGAACGCCUUGCGCGGUCUGUACCAUUGACGCUGGAUAGAAAACGUACCUGGGAUGACAUAGGAAGUGACGACGAAAACUUGCUCGGAUUGAGCAUUGAUGUGGAGAGACUCAAGAGACAAAAACAAGAAGAAGAUGAGGCCGACAAGGAAGCUUUAAAAGAUAGUCAAGGAGAGGAAAAAGACAGCGAAGAUGAUGAGGUCGACAGUAUGAUCAUGACAGACUCGGACGAAGAUGACGAGGACGAAGAGGACGAAGAAGAGAAUUCGAAGACGAAGCAAAGUCGAAAGAAAACGGUUCCUACCGCUACAGAAAGAGCAACGUCGCCUACACAUUCAACAAGAUCUACGAAUCUCAAUUUAGCACCCGAAGCGCUCGCAGCCAAGUUCCCGGCACUAUUCUUAAACGAAACAAAAACACCCAAAAUCCUCAUCACAACCGCCAUUAAUUCUACCUUGCAUCACGAAGCGAAACUCCUCACAUCUCUAUUCCCAAACAGCGUCUAUAUUCGAAGGACCGCACAUCAUCACGCACACAAAUUCUCCAUCAAAGAAAUCUCCAAGUUUGCCAGCAAUCGCAAUUUCACUGCCCUGAUCGUAGUUAACGAAGACCAGAAGAAGGUUUCUGGCUUAGAUAUUGUCCAUCUACCACAAGGACCCAUGUUCCACUUCUCAGUUUCAAAUUGGAUCGAAGGCAAAAAGCUACCCGGUCACGGUACAGCGUCAGAAGCAUACCCAGAACUCAUCUUGAACAAUUUCCGCAGUCCUCUCGGUAUAUUGACGGCACACCUGUUUAAGUCACUCUGGCCACCGCAGCCAGAUCUCGCGGGACGACAGGUAGUCACGAUACAUAAUCAAAGAGAUUACUGCUUCGUGCGUCGGCAUCGAUAUGUCUUCCGGGAGAAACGAGAAACCGAAAAACCCGUUGUUGACACUGAUGGAAAGGAAAUUAAAGGCGUCGAAGGUAUAAAAACUGGCUUGCAAGAACUAGGUCCCAGAAUGACUUUGAAAUUGAGGCGGGUCGACAAAGGGAUUCAGCGUAGUAGUGGUCAGGAGUGGGAAUGGAAGGGGAAAAUGGAGAAGACGAGAACGAAGUUCCAGCUUUAGUCGUGGUGUUUAUCUAAUAUCGGUACGAUACAACUCAUAUAUUUCCAAUGAGAAUGCA